AUGCCGCUUCGCCCGGCUCUCGGUGAUCAGGCGGACCAGGAGCAAGUCGUGGAUACGUACUCAUACGGUCCCGAGGAGAAGCAAGAAUUGUCCGAAAAGACGGCAAGAGGGAUGUCUGAGCAGGGAGAUCACGAUCAACAGGAUUCGGAAGACGGGCCCGAUAGCAUGGAUGAGAUCGAGGAACCUAGCUUUAUCCGUCCACUUCGACGUUCGGAUAUCCCGUCGUACAAGAGGACCGCGGCACAUCGCCAGGCCAAAAUCAUGGAGGGGCAGAACACAGCAGGCGUACAUCCUAUGUCCUUAUGGAAGAUACGACAAAACGCGGAUUCCGACGAGUUUGAGUUCUUCGUCCCCGAGCAUUAUCAACCUGGGACGACCGGUGGGAAUGAGCAUUUUCGACCUGAGACGACUGGCAGGACUGACAGCAGGAACCAGUCGGAGAAGCCGUGGUGGUCCGCCCCGGACGUCCAAGCCAUCCUGAUGAGGCUAUCUCAGCCACGUUCGCAGGGAUAUCUUCGUGCUUUUGGUUGGGCUCAGCUUUUUCACAAGUUUUUCCCUCCCGGUGCCAUCAUCUCGGUAGGGACCCAGGUCGAGAUCCCUCAUCUGCUUUCGACCGCGCCGAGAAGCUUCAACGACUUUGCCGGACAUCCGCUGACUGUUGCCACCCAGAGGAUACGGGACGGCGGAGACGAAGAAGACGAAGCAGGUGAAGCCGAAGAUAGCUGUAGACUCGUCGGAUACGUCAAGCCUGACAUCACCGUGGUCACGAUCGACACCUCUCGACUUCGCGACCACUACUACCGCGCGCUAUUGUAUUGGCAGGUGAAGACAGGCAGUGAGCUCAACAAAGGAUUCGUUCAGGUCGUCUGGGCGCUCUUACUCGGUUCUUCCCUUCAAGACACGCGGUUUGCGGGCCUGGCGACAGGGAGGCGAUUCAUGAGGAUCAGGAUGGAUCCGAAAGGGAGGAUCGGGGUCGAUACGGCCCGAACUGACGUCUUUACGGAUAGAGCCGAGCGGGAGGGACUCGUCAUCGAGGACUUUCUCGCCAAGGCCAGGUUGAAACACGCACGCCACUUUCCGUUCGAGUUGACCGAAGAUCCUCACGAAUUCGACGAACAGAAUGGGAAUGUCCUGUUUUACGACUAUUGCGUUGCGCUUGGGAACCACGUUUUCGACCACUUUCACGGUCGGCCUGAAACGCCGCCUGUGGAUCUGGACGCCGAGGGGCUCGACUCUGUGAACGUACCGCUCGCUCAGGAGAUGGACCGAGUCAAGAAUCUCGAUGAUGAUACAGACUCGAUCAAGAAGGAACCUGGGAAGCGAAUUGCAGAGACGAUCAUCGAUCCGCGCAUCUAUAAGAAGGCCAGGAUCGCCACGACCGAGCCGGUAAAACGGGAUGCACCCCGCGUUGAUCUUUCUCGGGCAGGAUCGGCAUUGGGAUCAUCGACCGGGCUAGGUCACGGUGGAAACGCUGUCGACGAUACAACUCUCGAUGGCACGGACCCAGAUGACAGACCGGGAAACCUUGGCGCCUCUCGCUUUCCAGACAUGAAAACGGAGCCAGUCAACCACGACGGGACUCGCGACGAUGACUCGUCCUCGACCUCGAUGUCCAUGCCGGUCAUCACCGCUUGGGAGAGAAACAAGCUACAGAGGCAACUCGAGACUGAAUUCAACGACGCUGAUUGGGAGGUGUUUCACAAGUUGAAGCACAUCCGAGUCUGGCCAUACAAAGUCUUGUUUCCGCAACCGCAAGAAUGGUAUGUCUAUUACAGGCGAGGGCUUGCUUGUUGA
Molecule: messenger RNA, 1794 nt
Organism: Filobasidium floriforme
Lineage: Eukaryota; Fungi; Basidiomycota; Tremellomycetes; Filobasidiales; Filobasidiaceae
Exons: 3
Coding region: 1-1794 (597 amino acids)
Source: RefSeq, a predicted model, not a curated record